This is a messenger RNA of Pangasianodon hypophthalmus (striped catfish), 3383 nucleotides long. RefSeq lists its product as uncharacterized. NCBI's taxonomy places the organism in Eukaryota, Metazoa, Chordata, Actinopteri, Siluriformes, Pangasiidae. The record is from RefSeq and is a predicted model, not a curated record. Bases 145 to 2139 code for a protein of 664 amino acids. The transcript is spliced from 4 exons.
CAGCCAAAGAUCCACUAGAAAUCUACUGGAUCAUGGAUCACUUCCACAACCUUUAUAACGGGUCAUUAACACGAAACCGCAACUGAAUCUGUUAUUCAUCUGCGUCCCUCUGCUGUGUCCUUUCCUCCAUUUUCCUCUUCUACUAUGGGUGUGGCAGACGAACUGUGCAAUGAGCUGUUCCGUUGGAUUGAACAGCAGGAGCAAUGUGCAGAUCAUCUCAUGGCUUUGGCAACUGAGCUGGAGGAGAUGAGGGAGGUGAUGACUACAGGCCAGUUGGUGGGAAACACAGCAACUGUGCUUGGGUCUGCCACCCUAGUUGGAACAGGCAUUGCAACAUUGCUGACUGGAGGCCUGGCUGCACCCUUGCUGGUAGCGGCAGCUGGUAUCACAGUCGGAGCGGGUACUGCAACUAGUCUUACACUUUCGCUUGUGGAGAAAUGGAAAUCCAGUAAAACAAUGAAAAAUGCAGAGAAGACUGCUGAUCAAAUCACACAGAUUCAGAACAAUAUUGAAAGGCACCAGAAGAAACUCCAGAAGGAGUGUGAGAGUCAAGGCUUUAAAGAGUCAUCCUCCGAUGACCUGCAGUGUGAAAUCACAGCGAGAAUCCUGAGAGCCAUGGCCAAACGGAGUGGUAGAGAUCUGCCCCUCAGUCGCCUAAGGCACAUCUUGAGAAGUGAUGGCAUGUAUACUCAUUACAGAUAUCCAGAGUUUAAUCCAGACAUUGCAUUCUUCUGCACUGUCAGUUCUUUGCUAGCAUUCCUUGGAUAUUCUGCCGUCUUUCUGAAAACAGCAGCAACAAAAGGACAAAAAUAUUAUACUCCACUUUUUGUGACAACUACUGAAGGAAUGGCUGCUCUUUCACUGAAAGCUGUGUUAAAGGGAACAGGCCAGGUCACAGGAGGAAUCUUUGGGCUGAUGUUCACAGUUCCUGAUCUGAUUAAUAACUGUGAAGAACUGAUUAAAAACAAACAUCAGACUGAAGCUAGCACAUUUCUGAAGACAAAAGCUAAUGAAAUCCGUGAGGCUGUGAAAAAAUUAAAAAAGCAAUUGAAUGAAUUACAAGAGAUGCUCAAUCAAAUCCCUGAAAUGGAGUGUCACAUUGAUUUGGCUCAGGAGAUGUUUGGAUCUCAAAUAUACACACGAGGCUCCAUUUGUAUGGAGUAUAAACAGACCCGAAAGCAGGACAGGAAGACACAGAGGUUUAUUCUCCUAUGCACAAAAGACAUAGGAGUAACUGAGUAUGGUUCCACAGGUAAAGACAAAUCAGGUGACAACAAGAACAAAAGACAGAAGAAGAAGGCUACUUCAACUGAAGACAGGUACCUUAACCAGCAGAGCAAAUCUGCUAUUCAGAGGAAACCUGCUUUUCAGAGGAAACCACCACACAAGUCUAAAUCAAAAGUAAAGGAAUUUCAGUUCCGCCUUCCUAAAAUAAUGAUGUCUAAUGUGCGUUCUCUUCCAAACAAAGUAGAGGAGCUCAAAGAAAUGAUGGAAGAUGUGGAAAACUUUAACUUCGAUCUGAUGUUCUUCACAGAGACAUGGUUGAAUAGGAACUCACCCAGUAUUAGCUUGGAGGGAUAUACGUCUUUCCGGGUUGAUCGUGAUGCACGGCUUACUCAGAAAAGUAGAGGAGGGGGGCUGAUAAUGCUUGUGAAUAAGGACUGGGCGACUGAUGUGGAGGUGGAAAACAUCAUGAUUACUCGAGAUUAUGAGUUAAUGGUUGUGUCCGUUAUACCACAUGACCACCCUGAGGGUGCUCCACCACUUACCUUCAUCCAUGUGUAUAUCCCUCCAGGACCUAAUAUUACUCAAGCUGCCAAUGAGAUUGCUGGUUUUUACUAUGAUGUUCUGGAGAAGUAUCCUGGUGGUCCUGUUUUCUUGUUGGGUGAUUUCAACCAGUGUGACAUCACUCAUCUCUUGGACCUGGAGCAAUAUGUCACAUGCCCAACCAGAUGCAAUAACACCCUGGAUAAGUGCUAUGGGAAUGUGCCAGAGGCUUACAGAUCUGAAUGCAGUCCCCCGCUUGGCCGGUCAGACCACAAUGUCAUUCAUUUGAUUCCUAAAGACAAGUCGGAUAAAAGUCACCCUUCCAAAGAUGAGAAGUGUACGCAUGACAAUACCAAACCCAGAAAGCAAUGAGAGGCUGCGCAACAGUUGUAGUUCUGUGUUGUUUUUAUGUAGCACCAUGGUCCUGGAGGAACGUUGUUUCGUUUCACUGUGUACUGUACUAGUAUAUGAUAGCUUGUUUUGUUCUAUAGAUGUAGGUGGCAUCUAACUGCUUUAUUGAGUAUAAAAAGUCAUUGAGAAAGAAGAAGAGAGGAUUAUAGUGGGAACUGGUCUGAAUAGUGGCACAACAAUGAGGAACAACAUGAGGAAAAAACAUCUCAUUUGAAUGAAGAAAAUUAAAUGAAGGAAACUGUUGCUUGAUAUGCUUAAACUAUGAGAUUUAAAAAGAAGAAAUGCUACCACCUUGCUAGUCUACAAUUUUAAUCAAACUAAUAGCUUAGCUACUUAUAGUAAUACUACUAAAAGAUAUUUGAUCACCGAAGUUUACCAUUAUCACCAAAAAUCACCUGUAAAUGUGUUGAUUGCAUUGCAAGGACCAGGACUCAUCAAAACACAGAAUGUGCAUGGUGCAGUCUGGCUGUGAAUGGUACCAUUAAUUAUUCAAUGAAGAGGAAAACAGGAGAGGAUUCACAAGCUCUGGGGUGGAGGAAGUCCACUGAAGAAUCCUCUGUAAUCCAAGUGCAAGAUAAAACAUCCUGAGGCGAGGAUGGAAACUGUUAACUUCAAGGAAAUGCCUUAUAUACUAAAUCCCCAGGAAGAAUGGUUCAGUGGGUUCACUGUAAACCAUUCGCCUUCCUGAACUCUCUCAAUCUACUUUUAUUUGAUACUGAUAAACACACACCAGUUAGUAUCUAACUUUGAGUGCAACCCUAAUCAUAAACUGUAGCCUAUUAUGUAAACCAUUGAGCGUAUAUAUUUUACACUCUGUUAAGACUUCUAGUGGAACAGAGAGUAAAGUGUGUGUGUGUGUGUGUGUGUGUGUGUGUGUGUGUGUGUUGGGGGGGGGGGGGUGUUUAGGUAACAGUUAACUAAUUUAUAAUCACUAAGCAAUUUUUAUGUAAUCAUGCAUGCUACAGUAUGUAGACUAAUCAUGUUAGGCCACAAGGCAUUCAAAGAGAGUGAAUAAUGUCCUCAAAUCUGUAUAAAAGGACAAGUAUAUACAAUAAAUGCACUCAGAACAUAAGAGUAUCCUCUUCUUGUCCACUCACUAAACAGAGGGAAAUAUUUUCUUAGUGUUAGGAGUGAUUACUGGUAAGAUCAAUUCAAAGUACAACUGCUUGCUACAAAAAAUAAUAGUUGGCUAGAUAUAUGCACAA